This is a messenger RNA of Pygocentrus nattereri (red-bellied piranha), 3351 nucleotides long. RefSeq names its product Rho GTPase activating protein 36 (gene arhgap36). The record is from RefSeq and is a predicted model, not a curated record. The transcript has 13 exons. NCBI's taxonomy places the organism in Eukaryota, Metazoa, Chordata, Actinopteri, Characiformes, Serrasalmidae. Gene Ontology annotation, biological process: signal transduction. The coding region runs from base 323 to 2296 and encodes 657 amino acids.
AGCAAUUUUAGCACUGUGCUGCCAGCUGAGCAUUUCCUGUUUCAGGCACAGUGCAGUGGAGUUUCUGUUGCGUCUUAGAGGCUAGCAUUUUAUCAACUGGAGCACAUGCACACAGACACAUGCACAGAGCACCGGAAAGCAGCCUGCUAUCAUUUUUCAGUUACACAGCUCCACAGAAGAUGUUCUGAAACUCUUCUUUUCUUCAGCAGCUACUACAGCAGGCCCAUGGACUUCUGACUGGCUCCAGGGUCUUCAUCUGUGGAUCUUCAUUUGUGGUUAAAACGCUUUAUGCAGGUCAUUUUAUUUUUGCUGCUGUACUGGGAUGGUUUGGUUCUAUGUGGCACCACAUAGAGCAUCGUAUACAGCCAUGCAGCCCGAGGACCCUGUGCGUCAGGACAUGCAGUUUUACUAUGUGGGUGACCACACGUGGGCCACCAUGUUGGGUCAGAGUGUGAAACUGCAGCCAGUGGCCAUUCAGAACCUGUCGGAGCUGGAGCGAGUGCGUCUGCAGGAAGUGGCUCUCUAUCACCUGGAGGAGCGCGACCUGGACUUUAAAAUCAGCAUUCCCAGAGAGACUCGCAAGAGGAGGAAAUCGCUCAGAAGAAAGUUUGAUUCAUUUUCCAAGGAGAAGAAGGAGCGAGAAACAGCCUCCAAGGCAUUUGGGAUCCCUCUGUCCCAGGUGAUCGCCAAUGACCGCGCCUUUAAGCAGCGACAGGAUGCUCUGAAGGAGAGCCGCAGGGACUGUCUGGAGCUGGAGGCCAGUGUUAUGCGCUUCAGGGCAGAGAAAUGUCAACAGAACGGCAGAACAGCCACGGCUCCUGGUGCCUCAUCCUCAUCAGUACUGGAGCUCCAUAACAAGCCCCUCUCCCCCACCUUCCUGGACAACAGCUCACGCAGUCACAGACGGGGUGGCAUGUCGGUGGACUCUAUCUCUGACUUGGUCGAGAGUCAGUCCAGGCUGCUGGAGGCUCUGCAGCUCUCUCAUCCUAAUGAGCUGGACAUCAAGAAGACAUCGACAGGCCGGACGCAGGGCAAAUUGAGUCUGAACCCCAUCUACAGACAGGUGCCCCGGGUCAUGGAGCGCUGCUGCCAACACAUCCUCACCUACGGGCUGCAGACGGUGGGGAUUUUCCGAGUGGGCAGCUCCAAAAAGAGAGUGCGCCAACUGCGUGAGGACUUUGACAGUGGGACAGAUGUUUUGCUGGACGAGGAGCACAGUGUUCAUGACGUGGCAGCUCUGCUUAAGGAGUUCCUGAGGGACAUGCCUGAUCCCCUGCUUCCCCGAGAACUCUACUGUGCCUUCCUGCAUGUUAACCAUUUGCGGGGAGCUGAUCAGUUGAUGUAUUUGCAGCAGCUGUUGUAUCUGUUGCCUCCAUGUAACUGUGACACACUGUUCAGACUGCUGAGUUUACUGCACACAGUCCAGGAGCACGCUCAUGACUCCAGUGGCCCUGACCAGCAGGAGGUACCGGGUAAUAAGAUGACGGCAGCAAACCUGGCUGUAAUCUUUGGGCCAAAUCUUCUGCAGAAGGAGAGAGGAGGAGAUAAGGACCUGAGCCCACAGGCAAUGGGCAUAGAGGACAGCGCUGCCAUCAUCUCUGUCACCCUGCUGCUCAUCCAGCACUACAAGCACCUCUUCACGGUGUCUGCAGAGCUCCAGCAGGAGGUGCUUAUGAGUCUAAUUCAGACUGACCCAGAUGUCAUAGACUACCUACUACGCAGGAAACUCAGUGGCAGUAAUGUGACGGUGGAGCCAGAUGUUGGGGCCCGCAGGGACACUCAGACAUCUCUGGACUCGGGUCGGUCCAGUGAUGACCUGUCCCCAGUAGAGUCUAUUUCUCCUCUGUUUGGGGACUCGGCCAGUAGAGGCAGUCUGAGCAGUGAGGUUUUCUUUAAUGUGCUGCGCCUCAACACCAACAGAAAACGUUCUUCAGAGACUCCAACAAAGUCUAUAGCCCAGAUGCGGCAGUUCCACUCCCACCACAACCUGCUGAGUCUCACUCAGCCUUCCAGCCACCUCCUGGUCGAUGAACGAGAGGAGCAGGAGCAGGGAGGUGGCUUCAUGAGGCAACCUUGUCCAGGAGAGGGCCAGCAUGACGGUGGCUCCCAGCCCCAGAGCCCUAAAGAGCGGAGUGUGUGGGUGCGACAAGGCUCCAACGCCUCCUCCACCACCUCAGAAGACAGCAAGCAGCCAAGCAACUUCUGGGACUUUUUCACUGGCAAGAUAACCAUGAUCAGAAGAAGUCCAUCUCUCCAAAACUUCUUCAUCGACCACUCUCAGUUAGAGAAGAGUUGAAUGGGAAGGAACGGUAAGGUGAACUCUUUUUUAGAAAGCACAAGGACAUUUUUCUACCGUCUACAGUUUUUUUUUUUGUUUUUGUACUUUGGGAGAACUCUUUUGUGGAAGAGCGGAGCAGCACAGUCUCAAAGCCGAAUGCUGACAAUGUGAUGCAAUGAUGAACCACAACAGAGCAAUAUUUCUCUGAAACCUACACUGACCCAUCUCCACUAACAUGAUGGCUCCAAGCUAGUUUAGUAUUCCUUUAAAGGGGAACGCCACAGACUUUUCAGAAUUUCUACAUAGUUAAAUAUUUGAGAUGUAAACGUCAUUCAGAUUUGUUUGGCAUACUUUCCUCUGGUCUAGAGAAACUUACAGACUUAGAAUUAUUCACAGUGGUGGUGAUAGGAACCAGACGCCUGAUGCCUCAAAAGCAUACAUGCAGCACGAAAAGUCACCACACAAAAUGGCCAGAAAUACACAACCUGAUGCCUGAAAAACGGUUUUACAAUAGUUGCGUGAUAAAGUUUUGGCCUAGAACUAUUUUUUCAUAUUUUUUCAAAUCCAUUCAUGGCAUUUUUCACUAUCACCAAAGAUACCAAGGAAAACUUUUUACUACUUUACCAUUAUCAACGUUACGUAUAAAUACUCAGAAGACACGUGUAGAUUCACCGAUCAUUUUGAAUAGCAAAUGUCUAUAUUGACCACCACUCUGAAUAAAAUCUUAGUCAGUAAUGCAAUAUUUCACAUCAAAUCACUGAACCAAAUAAAUUAUGCCAAAAUUUGGAAAAAUCAGAGGAAGUCAUACUAUCAACAUCUAAGAGGCUAUGUUAGUAUCCAGACAAGACCACAUUCUUUUUUAAGUCUGAGGACAGAAGACUAUUGGAACAUGCACCAUUUGAUUUAGCAGGUAAAUUGUUGCAGCCGAAGGAGACGAGGACUGCUGAAACUUUGUGAAAACUGUAUAUUAUUAUUAAUAUUGUUAUGGCUAUUCAUACUGCAUAACCCUCUCAGCACUUUGUCUAUAUCUAUACAACACCAUGAGCUUUGAAUAAAAACAUUACUGUGAAACA